Messenger RNA from Larimichthys crocea (large yellow croaker), 7923 nucleotides. It is a transcript of the gene znf219, whose product is annotated as zinc finger protein 219. Gene Ontology annotation, molecular function: RNA polymerase II cis-regulatory region sequence-specific DNA binding; DNA-binding transcription factor activity, RNA polymerase II-specific. NCBI's taxonomy places the organism in Eukaryota, Metazoa, Chordata, Actinopteri, Sciaenidae. Gene Ontology annotation, biological process: regulation of DNA-templated transcription. Gene Ontology annotation, cellular component: nucleus. The record is from RefSeq and is a predicted model, not a curated record. Bases 238 to 3900 code for a protein of 1220 amino acids. The transcript has 5 exons.
CAAACGGAGGGAGGGAGGGAGGGAGGGGGAAACGGCGUAUGCUUGUAUACAACCCUGAUUUCCAUUUUUUUCCCAACUCGUAAUGUAUUUAAUUCAAGUGAAACGUAAUCAUGACGUGUCGUGUCAUUAAUCUGCUCGCCGCCUCUCCCAAAAUUAAAGGAGGAGGCUGCAACAGAAGUGUGUCCCCCAUCAGCCGAGACACUAAAGAAUGGCAUAACAUCACACACACUGCUGAGGAUGGAUUCUCCGCCGGAGUGUGUGUUGUCUCUUUCUUGUGAACAACCCCAGUCACCCCCAACACUGCCAUCCCUGGACCACAGCCCUCAGGCUUCCUCUCCUCACACCCUGCUCUCUCUACCCGACAGCCCGGUCGUUCUGCCCAUUCACAGUCCCGAACCUUCCCCUCAGAGCCUGGACACCACGCCUUAUUUCUCCCUCUCUCCUUUCCCCCUCCACGAGGAGACUAACAACAAUCACCACGACGUUGAUGAAGACGAUGACGAGGAAGGACUGGAUGGAGUUCCUCCGUCCCCUACCCCAGCAGUGGCUCUGUUCCCAGGAGGAGGGGGACAAGAGGCUGGAUGCAGCCCGUGCUUGGACUCCUCUCCACCGGCCACGCCGUCGGCGCCAGUCCCUGGGUUUGGAGCCCUGGAGCUGGCCCUUUCAUCGGGGCAGGGUGGUAACUGCAGUGAUGAGCUAGACCUCCAGCUGUUUCAGAAGGAUACUGUCACCAGGACGAUACCAGGAGUGGGAGGGGCUCCAUCAGGGCCUGCGCUCAGGUUUCCCUGCCAUGUAUGUGGGAAGAGAUUCCGGUUCCAAAGUAUUUUGUCUCUCCAUGCCCGAGCUCACAGUCUGGACAGAGACCGCAGAGCUUCAGCCCUAUACCGGACCGGACUCCCGUCAGCACCCCUAAAGCAGCACCUCAAAAUGCAACAGAACCACAAAGACUUAACACAGAAUCACAGAAGUCACCCAAACCAGCGUUUACUGCCAGGAACUCUCAUCCAACAUCUCACAGAAGAAGAGGAUGUUGACGGUGAGGUCAAAGGUCUAGACGACAGCCUACAGACAGACCAGAACCCAAACUUUUUACUGGAUGACAGCACACCAUUGACCCCUCCUCUUACAGAAGACCCUGUUUCUGUGACCUCUCCCUAUUCUUCUACCAUUGUGGAGGGUGCGUCUACUCCCAUAGCGCCUACGUUUCGCUGCCAUGCUUGCAAAGGAAAAUUCCGCACGGCUUCGGAGUUGGCGCGCCAUGUCCGCAUUCUCCACAACCCGUAUAAAUGCACUCUUUGUCCUUUCUCUGCCAGCCAAGAAGAGAGCCUGGCAUCUCACUUGCAGGAGUGCCACCCUUCCCCUGAGGUACCUGCUCUGCCACCGGCCUUCAAUUCCAGGCCAGUUAUUGCAACCCCAGACACCCCUGUGCCGACACCGACUCAUACACCAGCCCCAACCCCAAGUACCACACAGGUGACACCAGCUGCCUCAGUGGCUGCGUCUCCCGCACUGCCAGCAUUUCGCUGUGACACUUGUGGACAGCGGUUUACCCAGUCUUGGUUCCUGAAGGGACACAUGCGAAAGCACAAGGACUCCUUGGAUCAUAAGUGCCAGGUAUGUGGCCGUGGCUUCAAGGAACCUUGGUUCCUCAAAAAUCACAUGAAAGUACAUCUCAACAAGCUUGGGUUAAAGGCCGGGCUGGGAGCCCUUGGGGGACCAGGAGGUGCUGAGCAGCAAGCCAAAGGCUCUGCUAAUAAUCAGUCUCUCAAUGCCCUCUACUCAAGCCUCCUCCUGGCCCAGCGAGGAGGUGCCAGAGGUGGACAAGGAAGAUCAGAGAGCAGCAGAAUUGGGAUGGGAUCCAGCAAGUCAGCCAUCCUAGGCUACUUAGGGUUGCCCAGUGAUGGAAGUGGGGCCAGCUGCAUGGAGAGACUUCAAGCAGUGGCUCAGGUGGCAGAGAUGGGAAACGGUGGCGGUGGUAUUGGAGGCUCAGGAGGAGGGGGGACAACUAGAGGAGGGGGCACAGGUGAAACCACAGCAUCCGUUUCAGAAGGUGGGGACCAGGCUACUUGGUGGCAGUUGGUAGCUCGCAGUCUGGCAGUAGCGCAGCAGCAACAGCAGCAGCAGAGACCCCACCAGCGAGGCCAGCAGCAAGGUCAGCGAGGCCCAGGUCGGAGCUCGGUGAUCACAGAAGCUGACCAAGUCAGAGCAUAUCUUGGAGGCCUGGAUCCGAGAGAAGAGUCCGGGGGUGCAGGAGGGCCGUGGGAAUGCCCAGACUGCGGAAAGCUAUUCCGCAGCCUGCAGCAGGUGGUGGUUCAUGCUCGCGUUCACACUCAGAGGCCCCCAAAAGGAGGUGGUGGCGAAGAAGAAAGUAGUGGUAGUAGUCGUAGAGGAGCGGGGCUUGGACGAGGAGGCACCGGUGAAGUGAGGCAGGAAUCUCAGCUACACGGUGGUGGAUCCCAACAAACAGGAGAAGCGAGGCAGGAAUCAAAACUGCACGGUGGUGGUUCACAACAAGCAGGAGCAGCUGCAGGGUUUCACUCUGUCAUCUCAAGCUUCAAAGGAGAAAAUGGCUUGACAGCAGUCUCCUCCAUACCUUCAGUUCCCACCAGGGAGCGAGUGCGUGGUAGAGGAAUAAAAGACUGCCCCUACUGUGGUAAAGCCUUCCGCUCUUCACACCAUCUCAAAGUACACCUGAGAGUUCACACAGGUGAGAGACCCUACAAAUGUCCCCACUGUGACUAUGCGGGUACCCAGUCGGGCUCGCUGAAGUACCACCUCCAGCGGCACCACAGGGAGCAACGCAACGCCUUGGCAGCCUCUUCCAAUUCCUCCUCCUCUGGUCUCACCUCUACUAUCAACAGUCUGACCUCUGGAACCUCCGGGCUAGGCAAGCAGCGCCGAUCCCAGCUCAACCACUGCCCGGUCAACCGAGGCCCAACCGACAGCUCCGCCUCUCGGCCCAGCCAGCAGUCAUGGCUCCUGGGUCUUCCAGACCAACGGGAGCAUCGGAAGGCCUUGGCAGCUCUAAGGGAUGUUGACUUGGAGACUCAGUACAGGUAUCUCUCUGGGGUGAUGGGGGCCCUUUACCAAGGUGGAAUGGAAGGGGGCUGGAUCAGGGAGUCUCCUCCACCGAAGGCCCCUAAAGUGUCCCGUCGUAAGCCCCUCACUACAAGCCGAAUGGUUCAGCCGUCGAGUGACAAGGAAGGGUCUGCACCUUCAACUCAAGAGGGUGGGUUUGAACCCCUGGAUCUGUCCCGUCGCCCCUCACCUGGAGGGAUGGAGGAGGAUGGAGGCAUGAGCUUAGGGGAAGGAGGAGGUGUAAGUGGUGGUGAUAGCGGAGGGGAUAGUUCAUCAGGGGUCAAACUGAGCCAGUGUUUGUUCUGCCCUUUUCGUACAUCCUCAGCAGAGCUGAUGGCCAUGCAUCUCCAGGUCAACCACACCAGUAAGUCCAGGCGUAAAAGAGGUCCUUCGACUACCUUGGAUGAUGAUGGAGCCCCAAAGGCCACCAAGCCCCGGACGGAUCACUGUGACCUUGACUCUCUGACAAUAUGGAGGCAUGUGAGGGAGGCAGAGUCCCAGGCACCCAUCGGGGAAUGGUCCUCAACUGAGGCCAAAACCUUGAACGGGCUAUCUGAGGAUACAGCAGAACAUCUGGACGACAUCCUCAACCACCCAGAUUCCAACAUGGCCUCAGUAUCCAAUAAUUUAAGAGAAGUUCUGGACCCCAAGGAAAAAAUGGAGGGGGAUGAGGAAGAACAAGAGGAGGAAUUGGAAGAGAAUUUGGAUAACAGCAGUCUGGAGGAUUCACAGGACCAGGAUCUGAGGAUGUCCCUCGCUCUGUCACCAGCUUCGAGCUCCAACCACAUGGUGGGAGAAGAGGAAAGGGUCUUAACAGAUUAAAAUGGAUGACACCAUUUAAAUUGGAGAAUUGGGUCCGAUGGUUUCAACUAGAUUUGACACAGAAAUGAAGAAGAGGCGGGUGGCUUUGCAGAGAGAGAAAAAGAGGUUUAUUAGGGUCAAAUGAAUAUUUGCCUCUUUAUGCUUUCAUUUCUGGACAGAGGACCAAUGAGGUUUUGAAAAAGACGGAGAGAAAAAUCAAUGCUCUUAUGCUUCCUCCGAAAUGAUUCGUCUACUUCAGUUCUGACAGUGUGGUCGUUAACAAAAUAAACUUCCUGCACAAAAGAGCAUGGAUGCAUCUUUUCAGGAUUGCGUAGAGGCCACUUUUUUUUUUUUUGUCUUUUUGUUGUUCAAGCUUCACUCCGAGACAGAUGAUUUUUAAGAUGACCUCCUGUUUGAUAAAUGAAAAAGAAACAUGUAUAAGAUCUAGGGCAGAUCCUGCAUCAUUCCACAUGCAUUAAUUCCACACUAAUAAUGGACUAUAUAUCCCAGACUACUAUACUGACCGCGUUGAAGCCAGCUGUGAAGAGAUGGUCAGGAGAGCAGUUUGAAACCUCAAACUUCAUGUUCCUCCUCAGCCCACGAGGAUAUAGAGGAACGUCAGCUAAGCUAUUUGGUAUUAAUUUAAGGCAUGAGGUAACUGUUGCAGGCCCCUUGCUUUCCCUCAACUAUAUAUCACUGCCUUGUUUGUCUGAAAAGUGUUUCUAGACGAUUGUUCUAAAGAAAAACAGAAAGAAAAAGUUUGUAACAGUUUUUCUUUUUCAGUUAGUGCCUGUUCAUGUAUGUUGUCGAGAGUCUCUGGUAUUCCUUUGCAUCGAGGCUCUGAUAGGUCAUUCAUUUUAUCUGAAUAUACAGUUUAAAAUUUAAGUACAGUAUAUUUGUUCAAAGUGGUUCUAGGGUGUUGUGAAUAGUUAAGUUGUAAAAGAAAUGCUACAUCGUAGCGCGACGUCCCGGACACGGGCGGCUCAGCUUGAAAAGAAAAGAAAAAAAAAAAGAAGUAGCGAUUGAUAUAAAUAAUGUAUAACGCGAUUAAAAGAGGUCAAAGGCUGAGCGGUAGAAAAAGGGUCGCGGUUUCCGAAAUUUUCAGUGUUUACAAUGGUUGCUGGACGCGGGUUCGGUCGCCAAGGUGGCGUAGAUGCGCGGAAAAAGAACAAAACCCAGAGCGGGGAGUCUUGUUUGAGGUGCCGUAGGGACGUCGCUCAAAUCCCCGCCCAUCCCCAAACACAAUCAACUGACACCCUUUUAAAAGAGACAGAGACUUAGCAACUGUGUGAAAAAAAAUAAAAGGAACAAUGUUUUCCUCCAUAGGAGAGAAGAUACAAGGGUAGAGAACGAAAAAAGAAAGCAGUAUCCCUGCCAAACAGGACUAAAUCUGAGAAACGAACUGUACUCUCGGGGGUACGGUGUCUCUUUUAGAUGAGUAGGUUCCCUCUCUUCUUCUUUUUUUUUAUAAGAAAAGAAAAGACAAUGGUAGGAAUAAUUAUUAAAACACUAACAAAUGCAUAGACAUCCCAGUAGAAUAUGUGUAGCUUUUGUAAAGACAAGAAAAAAAAAAAAGAAGCAGACUUUUGUUUAUUUUCAUUUCAAGAUGCUUACAGAAAAAGGUUAUCAAUAUAGGUAAUAUUGAUUAUAAUGUUUGUGAGCUAAGACUAGUUGGAAUGUCUAUACAGAGCACUGUGCAAGGUUUGAGUUCCCAAAGUAGUUGUUUUUAUUUUGACUUUUAUCGAUAGACCAAACGUUUUUUCAAUGGAAGUUGUCACUUUCUGUUGUCGUUUUAAAUGUGUAAAGCUGUGGUUUUCAAUAGAUCUACCCCAUUGAUUGUCGGUCAAUCUGUUGAUCAGCGUAUCAGAUAUCCAACCGUCGAACUGGUUGUUAAAGAAAGUUCAUAUUCAGAGUACAUCAACACAUCUGUUGCUACAAAUUGAAAACAAUCAACCUCUUCUCACGGAUUCUUGUGUUUUGAAGGUAUAUUCAGGGGAUGAACAAAUACGUAUUAACCCCUUACACUGGUUACCAACCACUAUUUAUCUACUUGGACUACUUCUUGAUGGGGUAUUCUAUGAUUACAACCACACUUUAAUGUGCAUUAAUGUGUUUCAGUUCUUCUUUUUUUUAGAGCACCUUAUGAGUUUUUGUAGUGAAAGUCCCUUAGUGGUGUCUCCUUAACAACUACUGUCAAUGCCAUCGUGCCUUCUGUUUCAAGCACUUCCUGGUGUAUUUUGUAAAACUCACCAAAAGCACUUAGCCUAAAUCUACACACUCUUUCUUCCCCUCCGUCUCUGUCCUUCCACAUCUCUCUCUCCCUUUUUUUUCCCACUCUUCUCCUUCAUCACCUCGGCCCUAUCUUCCCCUAAUCUUUAUCUCGUGUCUUCGUCAGAUUUCUCUCCUCCUCCUCCUCAGGCCCGUACGGCCUUAAACAAGGUCACUAGGCCUUAUUAUUAUUAUUAUAAUCUAGCGUGGCUAGACUCUUGAAAGAAUGGACUACCUAACCUUUAGGCGAUUUAAAAAAUCAUUAUAGAUGUAGGGUUUGACUACUUUUUGGUCCUACUACUAACCCUUGGUAAACCAAAGCCCAAGUCUAAGUCUGAUGAAUAUUAUAUUUAAUCUUAUAAAAAGGUGCCAAAACAUGUCCGAGAUGACACUAAAGCAUGUAUCAACUUAAGAAAACAAAAGAAUUCACCUGUCCUCUUUCUUUCCCUCGUCCUCCCUCCUUUCCUCGCUCUCUCUCUCUCGUGCUUGCUCUCCCUCCAUGCCCCUCUCUGCUCCGUAAACUGUUUAUCUCUAGCACCACUUGAAGGUGACGUUGUACUAUCUGGUAUUGAGGCCUUUAUUAGAUUUUUAUUUCAGUUCGUGUGGUGUUUGUUCGAUGCCGUUGAGAUGGAAAAAUGCUCUUCUUAUAAUGAUAAUUAUUAUUAUUGUUUUGGCAUUAUGGUUAAAAAAAAGAAAAAUCAAAAGACAAAAAAAAAAAGAGAACUGUGUUGUUGAAUGUUGUACAGAUAGCACUAGAGAUGUUGUGUUUCUUAAAGAGAGCACAAACCCGAGUGAUGGUCCCUUCUACUCCUCCCACAGGCAGAUGGGAAUAAAACAGCCUGCCAAUCAAUCGAAAUGUCUAAUGACAGAAAUUUCCUCUGCGAUGACGUGAUUUUCAAAAUAAACCUCUUUUUUGUCUAAAUAGGAGAUUUGAAUGUAAAACGGCAGCCUUUGACUCAAACUCCGUUUUCAAAUUCCUUGCACAGAAGCCAACGUUUGUACUCUUUUGGACGUUUCAGUUAGAUGAACACAUCGGCGUCCAUAAGCACUCGAACUUGAGCCCGUUUUAGCUCAUUUAUAUCUACGGGAUUAGGAGCAUCUUUGAAAACUGGUGAAAUACACAUUUCUAAAUCUCCAAAGAUGGACAGUUGGGUUAUUUUAACCAUCUGUGUGUAUUUAUAUAACUGCUAUUUCCACUUAAAGAAGUGAGAUUAUAUCAACUGUCUGUUUUGGGUGCCACCAGCCACAGUGGAGGGAUAGAAUAUGUCCAAACUCUUCCGUGUUUGAAUGUGUAUUUCGCCUCAUUUCUUUGAGAUCCAUUCACUAACUGAGCAAAAGAAACUUCAAAGACGUAAGCGUCUUUAAGUUGGAAAAAUUGAAACUAUUUCUUUACAUCCGCAUGUGUUUUUGACUGAAUACAAUGUGGCUUCCUUGUAAUUUUUCAAACAUAUGUGAAAAUUGCACCUUAUUAUCUCCUGAUCGAGAUGAUUUCACCAAAAGGACGAGGCUAUAAUUUAGCGGGCCGAUCCUACACAUCUAUCUAUUAUUAGGUAUGAUCGUUUUUUUUGAAGGUGUCGCUCGUGACGAAAUGACAAAUCGUUUUUUUUUUUUUGCGAGGUGAGGGGGCCAUGCUGGGUUUGGGCUCUUGUGUAGUUUACUGCCAUUGCAGUGAGGGAAAACUGAUCUAACAUAGUAGUGACUAAUAUGACUUUGUGGACAGAUAAAAAAAAAAUAAAAAUAAAAUGCAUUAGAAAUAAAUAAACACAAACAAAAUAA